This is a messenger RNA of Dimorphilus gyrociliatus, 1883 nucleotides long. NCBI's taxonomy places the organism in Eukaryota, Metazoa, Annelida, Polychaeta, Dinophilidae. The record is from the annotation of a GenBank genome assembly.
CAGUCUGUGUUCUAGUGUGGUUUUAUGUAUGCUGUCUCCAUAUCUCAAUACCACAUUCGCGCUAAUUUUUACAUUUUUUAGACGAAAUGGCUAACAAUAUGAAUCUAAAUAUGAAUGAUGACGAACCCUUGGAUCUGGAUCUCCAUUUAAGCGAUCCAACGGAAUUAGUUAACUCAGGAAUUCAUGGCCUUCAUGAUGGUAUGGCCGUUUCUUCAUCUGUAUAUGAAGAAAACAUGAAUUAUGGUUAUUUGUCUACUGGAAGUCCUCUUCUUCAGAUGUCUCGAGAAGACUCUCUUCCUAAUCCUCAAUCACCACCAGCGAGUCCGCAGUCAGCUGUUUCCGAGAGUAACAGCUACAUUAAUAGUCGUUCUCCUUCAAGAAACAUGUCGCCACGGGGUAGUGGACCUGAAUCUCCAGAUAGCAGACACUCAAACUCGAGGAGCUAUGCAAGUAGUCGAGAUGGAUCUGUUGCUUCUAUUAGAAGCUGCGACCGUUCACGCUCGAAUUCAAGAUCAAGAUCAAGAAGUAUCUCCUCGCAGAGGUCCAAUUCAGUUGGUAGCAAUAUGAGCUCCCGCUCCAGGUCAAGAAGCCGACAAUCUCGCAGCAAAAGCAGAUCCCUAGCUCUAUCACGCUCCGUUAGUCGAUCAAGCAGUGGACGUUCCAGAUCAAGAUCGGUUUCCAGAUCGGUUUCUAGAUCUGUUUCUAGGUCUCCUUCUAGAUCUGUUUCUAGAUCAGUUUCUCGAUCAAGGUCGAGAUCAAGAUCCAGAUCAGGUUCUCCUGUUGCCAGUAAAAGUAGAAAAAGGAUAAGAGUUGGAUCUGAAAGUGAUAAAAGUGACAAAGAAUCCGAUUCAGGAAAAGCUAUUGCUGAAAUUUUUGGAUCCAGUGACGAAGAGGGAGAGUUUGAAGGUUUUGGAGAAGAUGAGGUAAAAGUUUCCGAAAAAGAAAAUGAAACAAAUAAAGUAGUUCCUGAUAUGUCCGACGACUCUGGGGAUGAGAAAAAGGACGAAAGACGCAAUGAUAAUCUAGUUAGCGAUUUUGAUAUGAUGAUGGAGCGUAGAAAACAAGAAAAUGCUAGAAAUAGACGCAGACGUCGAAAACAUGGUGUUGAGAUUUUAAAUUCUAAUGAUGAUAAAAUAUCAGAACUCAUUAGGAGAAUGAAAGAAGCAGCUGAAGAAGAUAGGAAUUCAAAUAUUUCAAAACAACCUGCUAUUCGAAAAAUAUCAAUGUUACCUGUUGUUGAAGUUCAAUUGCAGAGAUCAGAUCUGCAUUUGGCCUUACUUGAUAUGAAUAUUUUGGGUGCAGUUACGGAAUGGCUAUCUCCAUUACCUGACAAAUCUUUGCCCAAUCUUAAAAUUCGAGAAAGAUUGUUGAAACUUCUAUCAGAAUUUCCUAUGAUAUCAUCAGAAUUGUUAAAGAUGAGCGGAGUUGGAAAAGCCGUUAUGUAUCUUCUCAAGCAUCCAAAAGAGACUAAGGAUAACAAAAAAAUUGCUCAGAGAUUAAUUCAAGAAUGGGCCCGACCUAUAUUCAAUUUGAAUAGUAAUUAUUCCUCUUUAUCAAAAGAAGAACGACUUGAACGAGAUUAUUCUCAACUACCAAAAAGAAAAAGACCCACAUCUGGCCCUUCAACCUCUGGUUCUUCUGAGAAACAGGUAAAACCAGGUGAGCCCGGGUGGAUAAAUAGAGCAAGAGUUCCUCAGCCAUCGACCAAAGAUUAUGUAGUCAGACCUAAAUGGAAUGUAACGGAGAAACCAAAAGUUACAAAGAAAAAACUCUCUAGGUAUGAUAAACAUAAAAGAGAAAUGGAAGAAAGGAAAAAGCAAAGAAAAGCUCAAUUAGGUCAUGCUGUAACGAUGUCAAUUGAAGGUCGAAAUUUGGCUUUGUAA